Carcharodon carcharias (great white shark) is the source of this 1284-nucleotide messenger RNA. RefSeq names its product growth/differentiation factor 15-like. The coding region runs from base 1 to 1284 and encodes 427 amino acids. Gene Ontology annotation, cellular component: extracellular region. Gene Ontology annotation, molecular function: cytokine activity; growth factor activity. The record is from RefSeq and is a predicted model, not a curated record. Gene Ontology annotation, biological process: SMAD protein signal transduction. Lineage: Eukaryota; Metazoa; Chordata; Chondrichthyes; Lamniformes; Lamnidae. The transcript is spliced from 4 exons.
AUGCCGGAGAUCAAAAUUGUGAUAGAAUUUGAAAACAGAGGCAUCCAGCUGGUCAGUGAUGACCAGGACUGGUCCUGGGCUGACGCUCCCCACCGACCGCUGGCGGGAAAGGCGGCCCACCGUCUGCAGGCUGAGCGGAAGGUCGCGACCUGCCUUCACACCGUCGUGAAGUGGGUCCCGCCAUCUUUUCUGGGAAAGCCACCAAUCACACCUGCCACCAGCGGGCUCGGUGUUGACCUAAGACCUCAGGAAAACCACAGAAAAUGGUUGCAGAUUGAAGCUGUCAAAAGGGGGAUUCUGGAAUCGCUGGGAUUGGAGCAGCCACCAGUAAUCAGGAAGCGUGCGAGCAGGGAGGAGGAGGAGAGAAUGUUGCAGCUCUUCCUACGAGGAGACAGCAAGCAGCACAACACAAGCAGGAAGCUGAGCUAUUCCCUAGACCCUGUCAGAUCAGUCACUGUCUUUCCAGUGGAGAUUGAAAGAGCCAGAGACAGUGGAGCGACUACUCAAGAGGAGAGAGGCCUUGCUGAGAGAUUAACCCUGAGUGUUUCCAGGAGUAAGGCUAUUUUCCCAGGUUUAAAGGUUCUUCGUGCUGAGUUAAAAUGUUACAAACAUCUCCGAAUCACCGAGCAUCUAGAAAGGCUGAAUUCCAGCUUGGGAUGGCAGGUUAAUGUUUACAAGAUAUUGGAGACCAGCAGCCAGGGUGAAGAAGAGUCUCAGCUGAUUGAUUCCAAGGCCCUACACUCUGGGCCCAUCAUCACCUUCAGUCUCAAUGUCAAGCCACUUAUUGAGCUCUGGGCAGACAGUGGCCUGCAGCAAGUCAGAAUGCAGCUCACAAUUUCCCCAGCCCACCCCGAGAUUUUCCUGUUGACCACACGUAUAAGGGAUUCUCUGACGUUGGAAGUUGAGACCGAGGAGGUGAAAAGUAUCAGGAGAGAACGUAGAGCAACAAGCUCAACUGAGGAUUGUUUGAGAAAACAGAAGCGCUGUUGCAGGAAACCUUUGCUGGUGUCAUUUAAAGAGAUCGGAUGGAGUGAUUGGAUCAGGGCACCUGAAUCCUACAAUAUGUAUAUUUGUGCAGGUUCCUGCCCUGCCAAUUACAAAGCUGCCAACAUGCAUGCCAUGAUUAAAUCUGCAAUGAACCAGCUCUCUGGAGGAGCCAGUCCAGGACUCUGUUGCAAUCCUGCAGCCUAUGAACCAAUGACACUGCUGCACUACAGCAGUGAGGGCAAACUCACACUCACAGCCUUUGAUGACAUGAUUGUCACCAAUUGUCAUUGCUCCUAA